AACAUCACUUUUAACACACAAAGAAUCACAAUUUCUCAAAGAUCUUUGUUUGAAUAUAUGCACAAAAAAAGACAUCUCCCUAAAACAAUUACCUCUGUUCAGAAUUCAGAUGGAGACAAGAAGAGCUGCCAUCCACUUCCAUUCCCUCAUUGAAACUCUUUUACUGAAAAGGAAACAUCGGAUCAGAAAUCAGAGAUCGAAGAAGUUCGUCUUUGUCACUGGUCAGUUUGCCCACCUGAGCUAAUUAAAGUUCUUAAAUACGGAGUUUGAUUGGUUCUAAUUGACGACGAAAUGGCAGCCUUGCUUCAAUUCAAGCAUCAUUGUCGGCAUUUCGAUGAUACAAUACUAGAAUCAUGGAAAGACGGGGGUGAUUGCUGCUCGUGGGGCGGUGUCGAGUGUGAUGAACAAACUGAUCAUGUGAUUGGCUUAGACCUUAGUAAGAGUUUCCUCUUCGGUUCCAUAAACUCCAGCAGCCCCCUCUUUACCCUCACUCACCUCCAGAGGCUGGACCUCUCCUGGAAUAACUUCAACUAUUCUCACAUACCCUCCGCAAUCGGAAACCUCUCCCGUCUCACUCAUCUCAACCUGUCCACUUCGAACUUUGUUGGCCAAAUCCCACAACAACAGCUCUCCAAUAUUACCACUUUGGUUUCCCUCAAUCUCUCGUACCCUCCGGCUGAUGUAAUACCCUAUUUGGAAGUUGGUAGUCUGAAAGGACUAGUUCAACACAUGACCAAUUUGAAGCACCUUGAUCUAUCUCGUGUGUUCAUGUAUUCUUCAACUCUACCUCAUGACCUCCUCUUCAAUUCCUCGUCUCUAGAAACGCUCGUUCUUAAUGGGUGUGGCCUGAUGGGUGAGUUUCCCGUGGCCAUUUUCAAUCUCCCAAAGCUCAAGGUGAUCGAUCUAAGUAACAAUUAUGGUCUCAAAGGUCAUUUGCCCAACUUCCCAUCAGGGAGUCCUCUUAAAUCGCUGCUGCUCUCUGGAACAAGUUUUGGAGGAGUGUUGCCUCCCUCCAUUGGAAAUCUUGCUUCUUUGGAAAAUAUAGACAUCUAUGGUUGCAGUUUUACAGGGAAGCUUCCGAUGUCACUCGGUAAUCUUACCCAACUUGUUUCUGUGGACAAUCUUAUUUGGGGAGGUAAUCACUUCAGCCCUGAUAGUUUCACUACUAGUUCAUUAUCAUGGAUCGGUAAGCUCACCAAGAUCACUCGCUUGGAUCUUGGAAGCAAGAACCUGAAGGGUGAGAUCCCGUCUUGGCUCAUGAACCUCACUCGACUUACUGAGCUAAAUAUCAAUGAAAAUCAACUUACUGGUCCAAUCCCAUCUUCCUUCAUGAACCUCACCCGACUUACUCGGCUAUAUAUCAAUGAUAAUCAACUUACUGGUCCGAUCCCAUCUUCCUUCGUGAACCUCACUCAUCUCACAGACAUUGACUUCUCUCACAACAAAUUAUCUGGUCCAUUCCCUUCUUGGCUCAUGAACCUCACUCAGCUCAUACACGUUGACUUGUCGAACAACCAGUUAACUGGUCAGAUCUUGUCCCAAUUUAGUCGCAUAAUUGAGUGGUUAGACCUUUCGUAUAAUAAUCUGGAAGGAUCUAUUCCUACAAAUCUAUCUAGUCUCCAUAACCUCAAGUUUCUUUCACUUGAACGUAAUAAGUUAGUUGGCUCCGUGGAGCUAAGCGCAUUCUCUCGCUUCCAAAAUUUAACUUCUUUAAUCUUGUCACAUAAUAAUUUUGUAUUGGGCGUAAAAAACAUUAGUUCAAAAGAUGCCAACUACUUUCCAAGCUUACAUGUUUUAGGGUUGGCUUCAUGCAAUCUGCACGAGUUUCCUACAUUCCUACCCAACAACAAACACACAUUGGAGUAUUUGGAUCUUUCUGAUAACUACUUGAGAGGCCAAAUUCCUGCUUGGAUUUUCGACAUUGGUCAAAAUUCUCAUAAUGGAAUCGAUUUGAACCUUUCGUAUAACCUUUUAAGUAGUUUUGAACGUGAUCAUCAUGUAUUUCAUCCAAGGGCUAGAAUACAAACUCUAGACCUUAGGAAUAAUAUGCUUCAAGGAUCUCUCCCAAUCCCAUCUCCUUCCUCGUCCUCCCUGUUGUCCUACCUAAUUUCAAACAAUAAUCUAUCUGGUGAAGUCUCGCCUCUCAUUUGCAGUUUCACAUCCCUUUGGAAUCUUGAUCUAUCCUUCAAUAGUCUGAGGGGAAAGCUUCCCCAGUGUUUUAGCAAAUUUGGUGACUCCCUUUUAGUUUUGGAUCUUAGAGGAAACAAUUUUGAUGGAAAUAUUCCGUCAAUGUGGAGAGAUGGAUGCCAACUAAGAAUGAUUAGUAUGAGUCAUAAUCAGUUACAGGGGCAGUUUCCGAGAUCAUUAGCCAAUUGUUCAAUGCUUGAGUUUGUUGAUUUUGGUAACAACCAAAUAAAUGAUACUUUUCCAUUUUGGUUAGGAACCCUUGCUCACUUGAGUGUCCUUAUUUUGCGAUCCAACAGUUUGCAUGGUGUCAUUAAUGAUGAUUUUGGAUUCUCAAACCUUCGAGUAAUCGACUUAUCCAAUAAUAGUUUCAGUGGGAAGUUGCCAUCAAAGUUCAUUGGCACCUGGAAUGCCAUGAAAACACCAGAUUCAAGUCACUCUAUUGCAUACAUGGAGAACUUGUUUUUGUCAAAUGUGAGUUGGACUUCAGGAGAUGGCUCAUUUGAUUACUCAAUGACCAUAUAUAACAAAGGAUCAGAGUUGAAUUAUACGAAGAUCCCAGUUAUCUUUUAUGCCGUGGAUUUCUCUUCCAACAGGUUCGAAGGACAUGUUCCGGAUGUGAUUGGAAAUCUAACGCGGCUUCAGCUGCUAAAUCUUUCCAGAAACCAUUUCAGCGGUCAGAUACCACCUUCUUUCUCAAACAUGAAAAAUUUGGAAUCUUUGGAUAUUUCCCGGAACCAACUUUCAGGACAGAUUCCAACUCGACUCACAGAACUCACUUAUCUUUCAUCAUUUGACGUGUCGUAUAACAAUCUCUCUGGCCCUAUACCACAACGAAACCAGUUCUGUAACUACGACUCCAAAUCAUAUGAAGGGAAUCCCGGAUUGUGUGUCGAGACUUGGAGUAAGCAGUGUGGAAAUGCGAGGACAAUGCCCCGACUGCAACAGCCUCCGUCCAUUACAGAAGAAGAGGAAGACUCAGAAUCAGACUUCAAAAUAAAGUGGACGAUAAUAUCAAUUGGAUUUGUUAGUGGUUUAGUAGGUGGAGUGGUCGUUGGGAAUGAAUUCACCACAAGAAAACAUUAUUGGUUCGUCAAGACUUUUGCAAAGAUACAGAGAUGGUACGCCUGAGAUCACGGGAAGCAUACAUACUGAUAAUCCUCAGCUGUGUUUGGAAUCAGAAAGAGAAAUAAAUGGUUGUGAGUGUGUUUAAUUGUUGUUGUUAUGUAUUAUCUGUUGUAAUGUAUUUUAUCUUUAUCAAGUGAUGCUAUUUGAUCUAUGUUAGAUGGUUUUUGGGUGCGUGGUGUGCUUAAUAACCAUGCAAAAACUCAUAUAAAAACAGGAUCGAGCC
Cuscuta campestris is the source of this 3535-nucleotide messenger RNA. NCBI's taxonomy places the organism in Eukaryota, Viridiplantae, Streptophyta, Magnoliopsida, Solanales, Convolvulaceae. The record is from the annotation of a GenBank genome assembly.